AUCGCGCUCGGACAAGCAGCGACCGCGUCGGACAAAUAUUUUUUUGGAAAGGUGCCAUUGACUGCAUAUGCCAACACCCAGCUCGACCUGGGUCGUCCACCUGAGCUAUGCGAGGCUUGCCGCCAGUCCUCUUAGCAGAAGUGCGUUAUGCUUUUCAGGUCUGUAGCAGACAACAUGCGACCACACGAAGAACCGAAUUUAGCACAUGCCCGCCACUAUUCAAGAAGUCACAAAAGAGCAAGAAGAACAACCUGCCUAUUCAGGUGAUACACAGUCAGAAGUUGCAAGCGCAGAAGCAAAGAGACGAUGCCUCAACACCAGUCCCACAGCAGCCGGACGCUGGAACCGAGCUUGUACCGAGUCAAAAGCAGGAGACCUCGCUCGACACCGAGCGCAAGGUGGAAGUACCAUUGAAGGUCAUUCCCAAGGCUGAACUUACUCCAAACUUGACGCUCUCGCCAAAGGAACGGUUGCAUAUCGAGCAACUGACACGGCGAAUGCCGCCUCGGCCGGAGCCAAAAGUAUACAAGAGGAGGAUACGGAUAUACAGCUUAGGGAAUGCCCGGAUCUACAUGAUGACCUUCUUACGCUUCACUGCCAUCGCGGUGCUCGGUUUCGUCACCGUCAUCGUCGCACCAGCUCACUGGGUCAACGGCAGCUCCUUCUGGGUCGUCGCCGGCUUAUGGUUGGCAGGUUUCGUUCCAUUCGUCUUCAUCAACUGGACUCUGAGGCCAAUGGUGACAGAGGUCUUCCUACGACUUCCCCAGUCAGCGCAACAUUCUCCUAAGGCGGCUAUGGAAUAUGCAAAGAGCUUGCCCCUCGAUGCCACACUCGAGAUGAGGUUCACGCGGGCUACGUGUCUGACUGACGUAGUGUCCCCAAGACUUGCUCACACUAGACCUUCACAAAGCUCCUUGAGGCCCGUCACCUUCGAAUGGAUAGGGCCAUUGGUCGAACACGGUCAUUUCCUGCGACCUAAUCCGAGUCAAUUCUAUGUACGGCCAGAAUCAGCAACCGGCAGAGCAGCCAUGGAUGUCACUCCUGGCAUAUGGAGCAAGGUCUAUGAGCGACUGACAGGAAUCGAAAGUGGUACGCUGGCUAAAUGGCGGCGGUGACGUGGCGGCCACCUGUAACGUUGAGACGGUUUUCAUCCAGGAGCACGAACCGACAACCACUGUGAGUAUGACGUUGGGACCGAGGCGGACAUCGCUUCUAUGUGAGGUCUAGUAUCUGCCCGAGACAAAACAGGGGGUCAGGCAGUAAGUGGAGAAAGAUCGUUUGAUGCGGCGGAGGUCGUCAAGUUGACUGGGACAUCUCUUGCCGUUGCCCAUGAGCGCCGCCCGGCGGCCAAAGGGACACAGACUCCUAAAUUUUUGACCU
Molecule: messenger RNA, 1380 nt
Organism: Exophiala viscosa
Lineage: Eukaryota; Fungi; Ascomycota; Eurotiomycetes; Chaetothyriales; Herpotrichiellaceae
Exons: 3
Coding region: 108-1115 (335 amino acids)
Source: RefSeq, a predicted model, not a curated record